Messenger RNA from Hyposmocoma kahamanoa, 1361 nucleotides. RefSeq lists its product as uncharacterized. The record is from RefSeq and is a predicted model, not a curated record. The coding region runs from base 445 to 1260 and encodes 271 amino acids. The transcript has 2 exons. Lineage: Eukaryota; Metazoa; Arthropoda; Insecta; Lepidoptera; Cosmopterigidae.
CGAUCAAUAUUUCAUGGAAAAUCCAAUUUCUUGAACUUAGUGCAUAUUAACGCGCAAAGUGUCCCUGGACACAUCUCCGAAUUAAAUACGUCAUUCAACAACGGCAUAGUUGAUGUAAUCUUAAUUUCAGAAUCUUGGCUUAAGCCUUCUCUUCCAUCCCCCCUUUUUUCACUCAAUGGAUAUAAAUUAUAUCGUAACGAUAGAGUUGGGAUUGGUGGUGGUGGUGUAUGUAUUUACAUCAAGAACCACAUCCCAUGCUCCAUUGUCAGCCAGUCUCCUAACACUUACACUGGGUCUUUAGAGUACCUGUUUCUGGACGUCAACUUACACCACACCAAUAUCUUAGUAGGUGUUACUUAUAGCCCUAAUAUUAAUGUCAAUUAUUUUGACUUAUUUGAGACAACCCUUGAAUCCUUGAGUGCCUCUUACGACCAUGUAAUAUUGAUGGGUGAUCUUAAUACUUGUUUAUUAAAGAAUAACUUCCGUUCCUCACGUCUUAACUCCCUUGUAUCCGCAGUGAACUUUGUAUUGCUCCCACUCACUGCCACCCAUCAUUCCCCCAAUUGUCAACCUUCACUCUUAGAUGUCCAGAUAGUUUCGAAACCAGAGUCAGUGCUCUUGCAUGGACAAACCACUGCCCCAUUCUCGUAUCAUGACCUCAUAUAUCUAUCCUACCGAGUACGCACUCUCAAACCCAGAAUUAAAGUCAUUUUUCAGCGCAGCUUUGCUAGCGUUUGUGUGGAUCGCUUGAGAGAGGAUUUUUCAAAUAUUGACUGGUCUACACUGAUUGAAUCUAACACGGUAAAUGAGAAGAUCAAAAUUUUUAACAAUCUGUUAAUAAAGCUGUAUGACUCUCAUGCUCCACUCAGACCAGUGCGCGUUAAGCAUCUGCCUGCGCCUUGGCUUACACCAUCAAUAAAGAAAAUCAUGAAACGUAGGGACAAGGCCAAGUCGAUCCUUAGGAGGUUUCCAGGUGACGAUAAUUUGCUUUCCUAUAAACGGCUGCGUAAUCUCUGCAACAGACUGUGUCGUGACGCCAAACGGCGUUACAUCCAUUCGUCGAUGGAAGGAUUGUCUAUGGGUCAAACCUGGAAGUUCUUGAGAUCUCUUGGUGUGGGUAGAGAUCGUGACUGUACUAUUGACUUACCUGAUCUUAAUUCACUCAACAAAUACUUUACCAACUCACCAUUUACAGUUGCUGACUCUGUCAAGACUUCCACGCUCACCUCUCUGUGCAAAUUUAUAGACACUUUGAUGUAGCUAAUACCCUAUCUGCCAUUGAAGCCAUUAAUAAAGAUCUUCUUGUGGUGAAGUCUUGGGCUGAUGCGUUUGGUUUGCUUAUAAACCCAAUGAAAUCACAG